CGUGCCGACCGUUCGCUGAAAACAAGAUAUAGAAAUUGAAAAACGCAAACGCAGAAAAACACGCUGGAUUAAAGUGUUUCGUUUAACAAACUUCGACAGAGUGAGAAAAUUUAAAGUGAAGUGAGCAACGCAUCGCAGCACAAAGCCAAAUAACUCGCAGAGAAACCAAAAUCAAAUUUAAAAAAAAACAAGCAAAACCAAUAUUUAAGAACCUCGCAGCAAGUAAUCCGGUACGACCGUGUAAUAACCGCCAAGAUUCUACUCAAGGAGCGUAAAGCGAUCAUCUCGAGAAUGAAGUCCCUGACGGCCGUUUGUCAGACAGGUGCCUCCGGAAUGCCGGCCUUGAAUGCCAGCGGGCGCAUCUCGCGCCACCCCACGCAUCGCGGCGAUGGGGAGAAUGCCGAGAUGAAGAUGUAUCUAUCGAAGCUCAAGGAUCUCGUCCCGUUCAUGCCCAAGAAUCGGAAGCUCACAAAGCUGGAAAUCAUACAGCAUGUCAUCGAUUACAUAUGCGAUCUGCAGAGCGAGCUGGAAACGCAUCCCGAGAUGGGUAACUUUGAUGCGGCGGCCGCUUUGACGGCGGUAAAUGGACUGCAUGAGGACGAGGAUAGCGACAUGGAGGAUGCGGAUGUGGAGGCGGCGGAAGCGGAAACGGACAUCGUCGUCGAUCCGGAUGUUCUUCUCGCCCAGCGUCUGGCCGUCGAACAGCCGGCGAAAAUCUCUAGUCCCGCCGCCCGUCUCCCGCUCACCGAUCGCCAAACGCCCAACACUCUCCUCGUGGCGCCAGCUCAUCAGCAGCACCAGCAGCAACUCCAGUUGCAGCAGCAACAGCAACUGCAGCAGCAACAGCCACAACUGCAAUCACAGCAGCAACUGUCCAACAGUUUAGCAACGCCACUGAAUGCGGAGAAAGACAGCAGGCAGUCGUAAGCGUGGAAACGCCCAGCCGGGAAAACCUAUAAAACCUAUAAACUUAUUAACUAAAUGCAUAAUUAAAGUACAGUCAAAACUCCACUCGCAACCUUCGUGUGAAGAUCUCCGCAUAAUAUAACGUGUGUGUAACUCUCAAGAAAAACUACAGCCCAGGCGAAUCUCUUCAACUCUCAUUUUCCCGGCGAUUGGAAAAAUCGGGGAGAAAGAGAGCUCGCUUUUUGGCUCGACAGAGUUUAGUUUAAACAAUUAAUAAACACAACAACACAAAAACCUAGCAUUAGAGCAUCGUAAGAAAGUAAAAAUUAUGAUUAAUUAUUAAACAUUACAACUAGGAUGGCGCUUAAGAAUGAAUGGAAGAAGAAAACUUGGCAAAGCUUUAAACAAUUUAAUUUUUUCUUUAACGCUUGAAAUUACACUAAAGCACAUAUAUAUUUUUGUUUUCCUAAUUUUAGUUUUGUUUUGGUUUAAACAACGCAAGAAAAAAAAUGUUACUAAUGCAAAGCAAACAGAGAUCAGCAAUAAAAAUAAAACAAAAUGCACAGGCAACAAAACUGUAAGCACGUUUAAUUAUAUGAUUUCUUUCACAAUGAUUUUCCUAUUAAUUUUAAUCAAUGAAGAAUUUUUCCUAUUAUUGAUUAGCCACAGCCAAUAAAUAACAAGAACAACCAACUCAGCAGCACACACAUUCAAAUUCAUUAAUUUAUAUUGAGUACGAUUUAGUGUUUAAGUUUUGUGAAAGUUAAUUUCCAGGCACUAAUUUUCACUGACACCCAAAACACACACACAAACUCACCUCAUUUUGUAGUUUUUCCGAGACCCUUGGAUCGUUUUCCUCUUUUUUUAAUCGAAUUAACGUUAACGUAUAAUCCAUAAUAGUAAUUACCAGAUAUACACUAAAACCUAUAAAUAUAUAUUAAUAUAUGUUCUGUGAUCUGUAGCAUACUUUGUACAAAGUGUUUUUUAGCAUAAUUAUGCUAUUUUUUAAUUAUGAUUUGAUCCGCAAUCGAAAUUACAUAUGUUUGUUCUCAUUUCGAUGGUUAAAACUCUAUCAUGAUGUGAAAGAAAAAGAAAACAUUUGAUGAUGAUGCGAAAAAAUAUAUAUCUAAAAAGAAAGAAAAAACCAACAUUAGCUCUUAAUAAAUUGCAAAAAAUUAAAAAUAUUAAAAA
Drosophila gunungcola (fruit fly) is the source of this 2097-nucleotide messenger RNA. RefSeq names its product protein extra-macrochaetae (gene emc). The coding region runs from base 292 to 927 and encodes 211 amino acids. Gene Ontology annotation, cellular component: nucleus; cytoplasm. The record is from RefSeq and is a predicted model, not a curated record. The transcript is spliced from 2 exons. Lineage: Eukaryota; Metazoa; Arthropoda; Insecta; Diptera; Drosophilidae. Gene Ontology annotation, biological process: circadian regulation of gene expression; cell differentiation; negative regulation of transcription by RNA polymerase II. Gene Ontology annotation, molecular function: transcription regulator activity; protein dimerization activity.